AAUGUGAAGUUCGGGGGUGUGUGCAUAGUGCCGUGAACCCGUGAGGCGAGUCUUCGUUGUAGAUUUUUGAAAUGGGACUUUGGUGACCCUUUUUACCGCGAUGAGGACCUUCCAACUCAGUAUCUUAGUUAAAACUUUCAAGAGUUCCUGGGCCAGAAACAAAGCUGGGUUUCAUUCAUGGGUUCAGCCCACAGGACAUAACACUGGAAUUGAGGUGUACAACUGCACGGCCAGGACGAUCGUUCCAGUUAUUCUGCGAGAUGGGAAUGUUGCUAGCUGGUAUACCUGUGGUCCAACAGUGUACGCUCCCUCACAUUUGGGUCACGCCAGUUGUUAUGUUAAAGUGGACAUCAUUCAAAGGAUCUUGAGGAAACACUUCAACAUAAACCUCGUAACUGCUAUGAAUAUUACCGACAUCGACGAUAAGAUUAUCAGGGCAUGCAGCGAGGGAACGACCUGGCAAGAGGUGGCAAAAGCUAACGAGGCAAGCUUCUGGGAGGAUUUGAAGGGACUUAACGUCUUGGAACCUGAUAUCAAGCUGAGAGUCUCCGAACAUAUACCGCAUAUAAUCGAUUAUAUUUCAAAACUUGUUGACGAAGGCGCUGCCUACGUAGGUAAAGAUAAUUCUGUUUACUUUAAAGUAGAGCAAUGUAGGAUCUAUGGCAAAUUACAAAAAGUAAAUAUGGAGAAAGGAGUUGAACAUGAUGUCAAGGAAGCAGCGGUUGAUUUUGUUUUAUGGAAAGCUGCAAAACCGGAGGAACCGUUUUGGGACUCACCUUGGGGACAGGGUCGCCCAGGCUGGCAUAUUGAAUGCAGCACAAUGGCUAGUAAGAUAUUUGGUGACUGUAUAGAUUUUCAUGCUGGUGGGUUGGAUUUACGAUUUCCACAUCAUGAAAACGAGGAAGCUCAAAGUUGUAUGUACCACGGAAAAUCGCAAUGGGUGAACUACUGGCUUCACGCUGGUCAAUUGUACGUUAAAGGCCAGGACGAAAAGAUGUCGAAAUCCUUACAAAACACUGUGAGCAUAAAAGACUUCCUUCAAAAUCAUAGAGCAGACGUUUUUCGGAUGGCAUGUGCUCUUUCAAACUAUCGCAAUGGAAUGAUUUACGGUGAUGAAACUUUAAUCACUGCUCAAAAAACCCUUCAAACACUAAUUGCAUUUCUGUCUGACUGUCAGGCGUACAUAGACGGCAAGAUACCUACAUCUGAAUUUAAUUCAUCGCAAACACUUGAAAUGAUUUCAAAGACCGAAUCAUUAGUGGACACUGCCUUGAAGUCGGAUUUUGAUACAUCAAAAGCGAUUGGUCAUUUGAUUCAUCUUGCUUCCUUUGUGAGCAAAGGUAUUCAUUCGCCAAACACCCUUAAAUGGCUAAUUCGUAGCAGCAACGUAGAUUCUGUGAUAGCGGCUCGAAAUUACUGCGAAAAAAUACUAUCAACAUUUGGAUUCGAUGUACGUAAACAAGGAAUGAACAGUUUAGUCGGAUCAGAGACGGUGGAUAUCGGAGCCAUUCUGGAAAAUAUCAUCGCUUUGAGGAGGACUAUUCGAGAUCAGGCGAAAAGUGCUAAAAAUAAGGAUCUCUUCGCAGUGUCGGAUGAUAUAAGAAAUGCUUUAGAGUCUAGUGGAAUUGAAGUAAAAGAUCAUGAAAAAGGAAGUUCAUGGCAGUUUGUUAAAAAAUAAAUCGAUUUUAUAGAUAA
Hermetia illucens (black soldier fly) is the source of this 1695-nucleotide messenger RNA. It is a transcript of the gene CysRS-m, whose product is annotated as probable cysteine--tRNA ligase, mitochondrial. Gene Ontology annotation, biological process: cysteinyl-tRNA aminoacylation. Gene Ontology annotation, cellular component: cytoplasm. Bases 101 to 1678 code for a protein of 525 amino acids. Lineage: Eukaryota; Metazoa; Arthropoda; Insecta; Diptera; Stratiomyidae. The transcript has a single exon. Gene Ontology annotation, molecular function: ATP binding; cysteine-tRNA ligase activity. The record is from RefSeq and is a predicted model, not a curated record.